Molecule: messenger RNA, 1735 nt
Organism: Hibiscus syriacus
Lineage: Eukaryota; Viridiplantae; Streptophyta; Magnoliopsida; Malvales; Malvaceae
Product: eukaryotic translation initiation factor 2 subunit gamma-like
Exons: 9
Coding region: 195-1589 (464 amino acids)
Biological process (GO): formation of translation preinitiation complex; positive regulation of translational fidelity
Cellular component (GO): eukaryotic translation initiation factor 2 complex; cytosol
Molecular function (GO): GTP binding; tRNA binding; translation initiation factor activity
Source: RefSeq, a predicted model, not a curated record
UGGAUCUGGAUUGAUAGACAAGAAGCCGCCAUUGUUAAAGCGUAUGUUUUUUAGGCUUAAAUCUUACUAUCCCUAGCGACUGAAAAAGGCUGCGUUCAUCUUCCUCGGGCAAACUAAUCAAGAAAGUCUCGAGCAACUCUCUCUUCCAAUCAGUUCAUAUUGAAGCAGAAAGAACUUUAUCAGGAGCAACAAAAAUGUCGAAAAAAGGUCUGAUGGAGCAAGACUUAAGUAAACUGGAUGUAACUAAGUUGCAUCCUCUCUCCCCUGAAGUUAUAUCUCGACAAGCUACUAUAAAUAUUGGCACCAUAGGGCAUGUUGCACAUGGGAAAUCAACAGUUGUGAAAGCAAUAUCUGGUGUUCAGACUGUUCGUUUUAAGAACGAAUUGGAGCGUAACAUUACUAUAAAGCUUGGAUAUGCAAAUGCAAAGAUAUACAAAUGUGAAGAUGAACGAUGCCCUCGUCCUAUGUGCUACAAGGCAUAUGGAAGCGGAAAGGAAGAUAGUCCUCUUUGUGAUGUGUCCGGCUUUGAAAACUGUAGGAUGAAGUUGCUGAGACACGUAUCUUUUGUAGAUUGCCCUGGUCAUGAUAUUCUCAUGGCUACUAUGCUUAAUGGAGCAGCUAUCAUGGAUGGUGCAUUACUUCUCAUUGCUGCCAAUGAAAGCUGUCCGCAACCUCAAACUUCUGAGCAUUUGGCUGCUGUUGAAAUCAUGCGACUCCAGCAUAUUAUAAUUCUUCAAAACAAGGUUGAUCUUAUUCAAGAGAAUGUUGCCAUCAAUCAACAUGAAGCAAUUCAGAAAUUUAUUCAGGGUACUGUUGCUGAUGGUGCACCAGUGGUACCAAUUUCUGCACAACUAAAAUAUAACAUCGAUGUUGUGUGUGAGUACAUUGUUAAGAAGAUCCCUAUUCCCGAGAGAAACUUUGUCUCGCCCCCUAACAUGAUUGUCAUCCGAUCAUUUGAUGUCAAUAAGCCAGGAUUUGAAGUUGAUGAGAUUAAAGGUGGUGUUGCUGGUGGAAGUAUUCUCAGGGGAGUUUUGAAGGUGAACCAAUUUAUUGAAGUUCGUCCUGGGAUUGUUGUCAAGGAUGAAAGUGGAAACAUCAAAUGUACACCCAUAUAUUCCAGAAUAGUCUCACUGUAUGCUGAACAAAAUGAACUACAAUUUGCUGUUCCGGGAGGUCUAAUUGGUGUUGGAACAACUAUGGAUCCAACUUUGACACGUGCAGAUAGGUUGGUGGGUCAAGUCCUUGGGGAGGUUGGGUCACUCCCAGAAGUUUAUGUCGAGCUUGAGGUAAACUUCUUCCUUCUCCGAAGGCUUCUUGGGGUUAGGACGAAGGGUUCAGAGAGGCAAGGAAAGGUGUCGAAGCUGGCCAAGGGAGAGAUCCUAAUGUUGAAUAUCGGGUCAAUGUCAACCGGUGCUAGAGUCAUAGCUGUAAAGAAUGAUUUGGCAAAGCUGCAACUCACAUCCCCGGUAUGCACCAGCAAGGGAGAGAAGAUUGCACUAAGCCGGCGUGUUGAGAAGCAUUGGCGUCUGAUUGGAUGGGGCCAAAUCCAAGCUGGAACAACCCUCGAGGUUCCGCCCUGCGAACUUUGAGAACUGAUAACAGGUAAACAGAAAGCAAAAACAUCAGUUGAAACGAAGAAUCUGAUAUAUUUUUUUUGUUGGGGUUAAAAAUGUGGGAAGGUAGACAAUAUCUUGGUACUAUUUUUUUCAGGUGGAGAAGAAAACAUUGUUUGGAU